UCUCGCUCACCUUCAACAAUGGCAGAGGUUCCUACAGAGCCAAAGACGACGCAGAUCGAUGAAAUCUCUCACAAUCUCUCGUUCUCCACUUCCAACGCCGCCGAUUCUAGCUGGGACAAGAUCUCCUUCUUCCGUCACCGCUCACGGCAAAUCAAACGAGACACUUGGCUCGUCUCCGUCUUCGUUCUUCUUCAGAUCGUCCUCUUCGCUGUAACUAUGGGCGUCAACGAUUGCUCCAGGAACUCUCACGGUCACUGCGCCGCCAAACUCCUUGGUCGAUUCUCUUUCCAGCCUCUCUCCGAGAAUCCUAUGCUCGGCCCCUCCGCCUCAACGUUAGAGCAUAUGGGAGGUCUUUCUUGGAAUACUCUGACGGAGAAUCAUGAGAUUUGGCGUAUUUUGACAUCUCCUUGGCUGCACAGUGGACUGUUUCAUCUGUUCAUAAAUCUUGGGAGUUUGAUUUUCGUAGGAAUAUACAUGGAGCAGCAAUUUGGACCAUUGAGGAUUGCCAUAAUAUACUUCCUCUCUGGCAGUGUGGGAAGUCUAUUUGCUGUAUUGUUUGUUCGAAACAUCCCAUCAAUCUCUUCUGGUGCUGCUUUCUUUGGGUUGAUUGGAGCCAUGCUUUCUGCACUUGCAAAGAACUGGAAUCUAUAUACCGGCAAGAUUUCAGCCUUAGUGAUAAUGUUCACUAUCUUCACUGUGAAUUUCCUGAUAGGCUUUCUCCCUUUCAUAGACAAUUUUGCAAAUAUUGGUGGUUUCAUAUCAGGAUUCCUCCUUGGAUUUGUGCUAUUAUUCACCCCACAGCUGAGACAGAUGCCUCCAUCUCAUAAGGGAAAAUUGUUUGAAGAUGAUAUGAAAAGAUCCACAAGGCUUAAAGAACAGUUUGACAGACCGGUAUUAAGGAUUAUAAGCUUGGUCGUAUUUUGUGGAAUGCUUGCUGGGGUUCUAUUAGCAGCGUGCUGGGGGGUGAAUCUCAACCGUCAUUGCCACUGGUGUCGCUAUGUUGACUGUGUUCCAACCAAAAAAUGGAGUUGCAGCGACAUGACUACUUCCUGCGAGGCAAUGGUGAGUGAUGCUCAGUUAACACUAACGUGCAUGGCCAAUGGAAAGUUCCGGAUAUUUCCUUACACCAAUAUCUCACAAGCCAGGACACAAGACCUCUGCACACUCGUCUGCUCUUAAACAUGAACCAAGGUUUCAAUUCCUUUCCUACAUAUAUACAUUUACUAUACUCACUCCCACACUUAGAUAAUUGCAUAUAACAAAACUCUCACCUCAAAUCACAAAUCUGUGAAGAUUUCCACUCUCGUAAUCCUUUGGUCAAUUCUGAGAACUUUUGUAGCCUAGAUUUGGAUAAGGGGUAGUAGGACAUGUAAUGGGCCUAUUGUCUUGGUUCUUGAUUCUAUGAAUCUGAAUACUAAAGUCUACGAAGUUUGGUCCCAUAUGAGGACCCAGUAGCCACAUUAGCUUCUUACACAAACUUUACACAAUCCACAUCAUAUCUACGCACACAUGACACACCAGUAAGUAUAAUAUUUAGCUUCUUGUUUUACUUAAAUGUAUAUACUUUUUUUUUCUUUUAGUUAUUUGCUUUAUAAUGAUGAUGAUGAUAAAUAUGUGUGGCUUUGUGGGUGUAGUAGAAUUGAGAAGAAAAGGGCCGACCUUGACACAUACUGUAUAUUGAUAGGGUCACUAAAACUGAUUACUAU
Camelina sativa (false flax) is the source of this 1706-nucleotide messenger RNA. Its product is annotated as inactive RHOMBOID-like protein 8. The record is from RefSeq and is a predicted model, not a curated record. Gene Ontology annotation, cellular component: membrane. NCBI's taxonomy places the organism in Eukaryota, Viridiplantae, Streptophyta, Magnoliopsida, Brassicales, Brassicaceae. Gene Ontology annotation, biological process: proteolysis. Gene Ontology annotation, molecular function: serine-type endopeptidase activity.